AUGACACCUGUACCAUUAUUCUUGAUUGUUUUAGUAGCUUUGGUGGCGCUGGAGCAUGUGCGUCGCCGUCGUGCACGUCUCCCGAAAGGAACUCGAUGGCUUCCAGGUCCUCCAGGGCUCCCAUUCAUUGGCCGAGUAUGGGACAUUCCCCGCCAACACAGCUACAAGAAGUUCAAGGCGUGGUCGGAUCAAUAUGGCCCCAUUUACCAGAUGAACAUUUUUGGUGAACAUCAUGUUUGGCUUGCUUCAGAUAAAAUUGCCAAAGAUCUUCUUGUUACAAGAAGUGGGGUCUACUCCGAUCGUCCAAUGAUCAAGAAUCUGGAAGAUAACGUUAACACUUUUGCAGAUGUAUGGCGUCGACAACGGAGAUUCGUCCAUCAGACCAUGGCCAAGUCGACCUCGAUGAAGCAUCUCAAUCUACCUUAUAUUGAAGCCAAGAAAUACCUUGCCGAACUCAUGGACUCUCCUUCCGAUUAUCAGUACCUGAUGGAAAAGUAUACCGGCAGAGUGAUCUCGCGCUUAGCCUUUGGUGACGUCCGUCAUUAUGCAGAGGUGACAACAAAUUCCCAUGCUUUGCUAGGAGCUAUCUCCCCAGCAGCAAACUUGAGCAAUAUCAUCCCACAGCUUCGACUACUUCCCAUGUGGCUCUCUCCUUGGAAGAAAUCCGAAAGAGCCCGCCACGACAGAGAACGAGAGUUCUUCGUUCGAAUGUACACUCUUGCCAAGUCCGACUACGACAAUGGUACCUUGAAAGAGUCAUACAUGUCCCAAUUCUUCGAAGGUAAGGAGAAAUCAGGAGCAGAUGAUAUCGAAGGAGCGUAUAUCAUUGGUAUGAUUGGCUUGGCAGGUAUCCUUACCACUGCUUCUGCUUUCAUGACUUAUAUCCUUGCUAUCUGUUUACAUCCCGAAUGGCAAGAGAAAGUCCAAAAAGAACUUGACGAAGUCUGUGGAGAUCGUAUGCCUGAGCCAUCAGAUUCUCCCAAGCUUCCUGUUCUUCGAGCAGUCAUCAAAGAGAUUAUUCGAUGGAGACCUGUUACUCCCAGUAGUAUUCCACAUGAAACUGUGGAGGAUGAUAUCUACGAUGGUUAUUUUAUUCCUAAAGGGUCGCAGGUCCAUCCAAAUCAGUGGGCCAUCACGCGAGAGACAUCAGUCUACCCUGAUCCAGAGACCUUCAACCCUCAACGAUGGCUUGAUCCGUCUUUCCCAUCUUAUCAAGAACCCUUGACCCAAUACCCGAGCAUUAAGAACUUUACCACUUUUGGUUACGGUCGUCGAAUCUGCAUGGGCAUGGAUCUCGUUGAAGACGAACUCCUCGUUGGAAUUGGAGGCAUGGCAUGGGCAUGUAAUAUCCGAAAAAAGCGUGAUGAGAACGGACGAGAAAUCCCCGUUAGUGCUACAGAUUACUCUUCUUUGUUGAUUAGUAGACCUAAGCAGAUGGACUUUGAUCUCACUCCGCGAGAUACGAAGCGUGGUCAGUUGGUUAAGUUCAAUUAUGCGAAGGCAUUGGAGACGGCUGAGAUAAUUCGGGACUCAUCCUACUGAUGAUUUGAUGGAAUGGAGGUUUAGAUGUUGCUGAUAUCCGAGAUGGGAUUGUUGUGGUCGUCCGUGUAUUUCUUUCAGGCAUGUGUGGUACCUAUCCUGUUUGUGUGGGAUAUUAGAUUUCUGAGCCUGAGACUGCAUAUAGUUAGCUCCUUUCUUAUGUCUUCGUACCCUCAAGUCUCAACUACUUCAAAUUCUAUACAACAGAUUUCUGCCCCACACAAAGAAAACCUGUUCGCUUGCAUUCACUAAAAAAAUGUAUCACAGGCGCAAUUUGACAUACAAAUUUUGCCCGUCUGAAUGGCGUCCUGAUUUAGCGGUAUCUCUGUGCACUGACAACGAGCGAUGGAAAAUAUUGAAUGCACUGGAGAGCUUCACCUCUCAUGAUUGAAGCCUAAAUGUUUUUU
This is a messenger RNA of Mollisia scopiformis, 1946 nucleotides long. Its product is annotated as cytochrome P450. Bases 1 to 1542 code for a protein of 513 amino acids. Gene Ontology annotation, molecular function: oxidoreductase activity, acting on paired donors, with incorporation or reduction of molecular oxygen; iron ion binding; heme binding. The transcript is spliced from 5 exons. Lineage: Eukaryota; Fungi; Ascomycota; Leotiomycetes; Helotiales; Mollisiaceae. The record is from RefSeq and is a predicted model, not a curated record.